AUGGACAUGGCGUCGAAGACCUACAUCAAGGACCUGUGGCAGCGCGUCGACACGAUGCUCGAAGCGAUCCCGCUUCUGACGCAGACUACGGCGUCCAGGCCACAUCCCAUCGUGGUUCAUUUUGGGCCUGGCUUCCUAGGCCUUGGCUUCACUCCCAGCGCACAUCCCCAUUACCCCGUCAGUAUCCACGACUUUCCUGUCCUUCCGAAUGGAAUGCCAGGAGCAGCAGCGUUCUACAACGAAACCACCAUUGCAGACUCAUCCAAGCUCCAUUCAGGCCAGAUCUUGACGCACAUCAACGAGAUCGACGUGUACAACAUGUCGUACUUGGAGACACUAGACAUGAUUCAAUCCGUGGGGCGACCCGUGCAGCUACGCUUCAUGCACAGGAGCGCAACGUCGUCGCCUCAAGCCGUCCAGCAGAGCCCCAGUCAACCACCAGCGCCACCUAGCGUGGCCUUUCGUGUGUUCAACGCAAUUCAGCACGGUCGGUUCCUCACGUUAUUGGAGCUGCAAACGCAGAUCGAUUUCACGUGGAAAUAUCCAUCGGACCAUCGAAACAUGCUGCACUUUUCCGCACGUUACAAACAAGCAAACGCGACCAAAUGGCUGCUUCGACGAAGUUGUGGCAAGACGUUGGCUCAAGAGCGGAACCUCCACGGGCGGCUGCCGCUACACGAUGCGAUCUCUGGCGGCCAUCUCGACAUCUGCAUGCAAGUACACGAGGCGUAUCCCGAAGCGGUGGCGGCGGGAGAUGACCGAGGCAUAACAUGCGUGCAUCUUGCGGCGGGCCAUGGCCAUCUGGACGUGCUAAAAUGGUUGAUGGCGAUCGGAACCACACCCACGCGGACGAGCCACGAUGGCAAGAGUGGCUUGCACUUUGCAGCGUACCAUGGGCACUUGGAAACGGCAGUGUACUUGAUUCGGGAGUGCCAUGUCGAUCCGACCUUAGUGGACAGCAACCAAUGCACAUGCCUCCACUACGCUGCCAAGCACGGCCAUGUCGAGCUGUGCCAGUGGCUCGUGUUUCACACGCUCGUCUUGCCGACACGUGUCAACGUGCAAGCACAAAUGGCCAAGGAUCUUGUGCCGCCGCAUCACGCCGACUUGCACCAAUUUCUGACAGACGUGAGUGCUUUGCCGCCACCUCCACAUAACAUCGUCGCGACGUCGCUGCCCGAGUUGGGCGCCAUUCAUGUGCAAUGGAGGCAUGACCCCUCGCCGACUGCGCUAGAUUUGAGGUGGACCAAACUACAGCACUUUGAGCUGGAAUUCGCCAAGGGGUUCCUGGGGGCUUGGGACGUCUUUCACGUUCGAUUGGAUGCUUCGGCUACGCAAUGCGUCAUUCCGCACUGCGUUCCCCAGACCGACUACACGUUGCGCCUUCGAGCGGUCAAUGCAAAUGGGUCGUCGUCGUUUGGAAAGGCCUCGGUUCGUACGCUGCACACCGACACGAUCCAAGAGGGAUUCAACCACGUCCAUGUCGUCGAGUUACGGCAUUUGCCGGCGCUUGCGGCGGCCCAACGGCACUACGUCGUGCUCAACGUUGCGCCGGGCAUGUCUUUCAGGAGCAAGCUUGGCACGUUGCAAGAGCGGUUUGCGCUGGACGCGCAGAGCUUUCGCCAUCCAAAGUUUGACUGCCACGUGCCCGUCUUGGAUGUCUUUCCCGUCAUGACGGUCGAUGUGUUUGUGGUGGACAACGCAGCGAUGGCGACGUCGCUCGUCACGUCCUUUUCGUGCAGCCUGUUGCAGUCGGGUGUGCAAUGGAUAAACUUGUCGUUCUCGGAUGAAAUGGAUGGUGGAGAAGCGCUCGUGAUCACGAACGACAUCCCAAUCCCCGUUACGCCAGCACAAGAUCCCUUUGGGUUUUACAUUCCAUCGGGCCAUGCGAAACGCUACGUCGUUGCCCACCAGUUGGAGACGGACUGUUUGGCACCUGCCCGCAUGCGAAGAUGGACCACGACGUUCGACCUAGAUCGAGCGGGCCACCGGUUCAGAUCGACGCUGAUGGGGGAGAUCGGCGCCGACGACGGCCCGCUGGACGACGACGUUCGACGGAGAAUUCAAGAUCUGUCGUGGCAUGGCAUUCCUGACGAGUUUCGAGCGCAGAUUUACUUCAUCGUGAGCGGAGCUUCUGCACUCGCGGCAGCUCAUCCCCCAACGUAUUACACCGACCUCGAGUCCCAAAGCGAUGGGUGUGUCGACAAGGAGCUCGUUCUUGCUGACGUGAGGCGGACGUUUUCUGACCAAGCCGCCAUGGACACGAUCCAAGCUGCGCUGGAACGCGUGCUCUUGGCCUUUGCAGUGCACUGCCGCAGCAUCAGAUACUGCCAGAGCAUGAAUUACAUCGCUGCACGACUUUUGGCCAUCUUACCGGAAGUCCGGGCGUUUUGGGUGUUGGUGGCGCUGUGCGGGCACAAGUUUCUAGCGUAUUACAAGCCAAAUUUAGCUGGAGUCCUUGUCGACGGAUCCGUGUUUGAAGCGUUGCUACAAGCGCGGCUCCCUCGCCUGCACCACCAUUGCCUCGCUCUGAACACGCCUAUGGACAUUUUGGUCGCCCAGUGGCUGCUACCGCUCUUUUGCCAGACGUUUCCGUCGCGAACGACGUAUCGAGUUUUGGAUUGCUUGAUCGCACAGGACGCAGCGUCGGCAGUGUUUGCGCUCGUGCUGGCGCACUUGCGCUUGGCGGCACCGCUGCUCCUGAAAACCAAAGAUUACAUGCAAUUCACCGCCCAGCUGCGGCACGUGGAAGCAGGCAUGUUCGACGUCGAGCACGUGUUCGAGAUGGCGGCGAGGGAAGCCCACAGCCUUGGAGAUCAAGCUGUCUUGCUGCAGCGACAGCGCCACGUUCACUUGGAAUCGCUCGAGGCCGCGACGAGUUCUCUAGAUGCAGCUAAUUCCUAG
Molecule: messenger RNA, 2904 nt
Organism: Aphanomyces invadans
Lineage: Eukaryota; Oomycota; Saprolegniomycetes; Saprolegniales; Verrucalvaceae
Exons: 21
Coding region: 1-2904 (967 amino acids)
Molecular function (GO): protein binding
Source: RefSeq, a predicted model, not a curated record